This is a messenger RNA of Lytechinus pictus (painted urchin), 978 nucleotides long. RefSeq lists its product as uncharacterized. Gene Ontology annotation, biological process: G protein-coupled receptor signaling pathway. NCBI's taxonomy places the organism in Eukaryota, Metazoa, Echinodermata, Echinoidea, Temnopleuroida, Toxopneustidae. Gene Ontology annotation, molecular function: G protein-coupled receptor activity. The record is from RefSeq and is a predicted model, not a curated record. Bases 1 to 978 code for a protein of 325 amino acids. The transcript is spliced from 2 exons. Gene Ontology annotation, cellular component: plasma membrane.
AUGGAUGAGCCUGUGAGAACAUACAUCUAUCAUGUUGCUAUGCUUGUGUUCUCGUCUUUGGGCAUCUUGAUCAACCUAGCCACCGUGUGUGCCAUCUUGUUGAACAGCGCCUUAAGGAGGGAGCAGCAUAUCUUCACUUUCAGUUUGGCUCUUGCGGAUUUUGCUUCAGCUGUCGCCAUGUUCAUCACCAACUUAAACGAUUUUCCCGAGAGCCCGUUUCAAAUAGAGGAACCAUCGUGGAUUGUCUGUCUGUUUACAACUGGUUUGGUCAUAUCGAUACUAAGUACACUCGCCAUCGCCUUCGAGCGUCUCAUCAUCCUUCGCAUUGAUGCUCUCGGAAGCCGUCGCAUCGUCACUGGCAGGCGAUCUGUAGCUGUCUGUAUGGUCAUUUGGAUAAUAGUGCCGGCGAUAUAUUUUUUUCUACUUGGAUUUAACGCAGCUCUAUCAGACAUUCUUCUUUAUUUUAUAUCUCCGUGUAUCACAAUAGCAUCCCUCUUCAUCACGGCCAUAUGUUACAUCCUCAUCUACAAAAAGAUCGCCAUGAUCUCGGAAAACGUCGGACUCAACGACGCAGCGCUCGAGCGACGCGCGAAAAACAGCAAGAAAAUACUCGUGACCUUUGCCCUUGUGGUCGCAAGCACAAGCGCGUGCUGGAUAAUCAUGUGCUGCGUUCUUGUUGUGGAGUAUCUCUCCUUCAUCUAUUAUCAGCUAGAAUUGGAAACUCUUUGGUUCAGGGUGCUAGCCGAUAUUGGCAACGUUUUGGUAAGCAUCAACGGCAUACUUAACCCGGUCAUAAUCUGGUUGCGUCUGACUGUAUUCAGAACACAGCUACGCACUUGCUUUGAGAGACUGAGGUGUCGAAAGGCGCAUGAAUCCCAAAGCUCGUCCCGAGUUACAUUGGAUUCGACUACCGUCACAACAAAUCCAUCAGCAGGCUCUACCAUCAACAUCACCAUGGACGAUAUCAAGGCAAAUUGA